Acanthisitta chloris (rifleman) is the source of this 4439-nucleotide messenger RNA. RefSeq names its product UPF2 regulator of nonsense transcripts homolog (yeast) (gene UPF2). Lineage: Eukaryota; Metazoa; Chordata; Aves; Passeriformes; Acanthisittidae. The record is from RefSeq and is a predicted model, not a curated record. The transcript has 21 exons. Gene Ontology annotation, biological process: nuclear-transcribed mRNA catabolic process, nonsense-mediated decay. Gene Ontology annotation, molecular function: RNA binding; protein binding. Bases 13 to 3828 code for a protein of 1271 amino acids. Gene Ontology annotation, cellular component: exon-exon junction complex; cytoplasm.
CUGGGUAACACGAUGCCAGCUGAGCGCAAAAAGCCAGCAAAUAUGGAAGAAAAAGAGUCUCAGAUAAAUAACAAAGAAAAGGAAUUUAGCGAGAGGCGACCAGUGAGCACCAGGGAGAAGCCAAAAGAGGAUGUUAAGGUUGGCAUGAAGAGAGAGACUUUAAAGGUUCCCGAAGAUAAAAAGAAGAAAAUGGAAGAGGAUAAAAGAAAGAAGGAAGACAAGGAGCGGAAGAAAAAAGAAGAGGAUAAAGUAAAGGCAGAAGAGGAGCAAAAGAAGAAGGAAGAAGAGGAAAAAAAGAAACUUGAAGAAGAGGAGAAAAAGAAACAAGAGGAGGAAGAGAAAAAGAAACAAGAAGAAGCAGCUGCUCAACUGAAGGAAAAAGAGGAAGCACAUCAGCUGCAUCAGGAGGCUUGGGAGCGGCACCAGGCAAGGAAAGAGCUCCGCAGCAAAAACCAGAGCGCGCCGGACAACCGCCCCGAGGAAAACUUCUUCAGCAGGCUGGACUCCAGUCUAAAGAAGAACACAGCUUUUGUGAAGAAGCUAAAAACCAUCACAGAGCAACAAAGGGACUCCUUGUCCCAUGACUUUAACAGCCUGAAUUUAAGCAAGUACAUUGCAGAAGCAGUAGCUUCCAUUGUGGAGGCCAAGCUGAAAAUAUCGGAUGUGAACUGUGCCGUGCACUUGUGUUCCCUCUUCCACCAGCGAUAUGCUGAUUUCGCUCCUUCCUUACUCCAGGCUUGGAAAAAACAUUUUGAAGCCAGGAAAGAGGAGAAGACUCCCAACAUUACCAAGUUAAGGACUGAUCUGCGUUUUAUUGCAGAGUUGACAAUAGUUGGGAUUUUCACAGACAAGGAAGGUCUGUCUUUAAUCUAUGAGCAGCUUAAAAAUAUUAUUAAUGCCGAUCGAGAGUCCCACACUCAUGUUUCUGUGGUUAUCAGCUUUUGUCGGCACUGUGGAGAUGACAUUGCUGGUUUGGUACCAAGGAAAGUAAAAACUGUUGCAGAGAAGUUUAACUUGAGCUUUCCUCCUAGUGAAAUAAUUAGCCCAGAGAAACAACAGCCCUUCCAGAAUCUGUUGAAGGAAUACUUUACAUCUCUGACGAAACACCUGAAAAGGGACCACAGGGAGCUGCAAAAUAUUGAAAGACAAAACAGACGCAUCCUGCACUCCAAAGGAGAACUCAGCGAGGAUCGGCACAAGCAAUAUGAGGAAUUUGCAAUGUCCUAUCAGAAGCUGUUGGCAAAUUCUCAGUCUCUGGCUGAUCUUUUGGAUGAAAACAUGCCUGAUCUUCCCCAGGAGAAACCAACACCCGAGGAACAUGGACCUGGUAUUGAUAUCUUCACACCAGGAAAGCCUGGAGAAUAUGACCUGGAAGGAGGUAUCUGGGAAGAUGAAGAUGCUAGAAACUUCUAUGAGAAUCUCAUCGACUUGAAGGCUUUUGUGCCAGCAAUUUUGUUUAAAGAUAAUGAAAGAUGUUCCCAGAGCAAGGAUUCCAGCAAAGAUGAAUCAAGAGAUUCAAAAGAUGCCAAAGAUAAUAAGGAGGUACCUGGGAGUGAGGAUCUGGAGUUGGAGCUGGAGAACCUGGAUAUUAAUGAUGAUCCACUGGAGUUAGACUGUGGGGAUGAGGCAGAAGAUCUUACAAAGAAGCUUCUUGAUGAGCAAGAACAAGAGGAUGAAGAAGCCAGUACUGGAUCUCAUCUAAAACUGAUAGUAGAUGCUUUUCUUCAGCAGCUUCCAAAUUGUGUCAACAGAGACCUCAUAGACAAGGCAGCAAUGGAUUUUUGCAUGAAUAUGAACACAAAAGCCAACAGAAGAAAACUGGUACGAGCACUUUUCAUAGUUCCUAGACAAAGGUUGGAUUUGCUACCAUUUUAUGCAAGACUGGUUGCCACGUUGCAUCCCUGUAUGUCUGAUGUGGCAGAGGAUCUCUGUUCCAUGCUGAAAGGGGAUUUCAGGUUUCAUGUAAGAAAAAAGGACCAGAUCAACAUCGAAACAAAGAAUAAAACCGUGAGGUUUAUUGGUGAGCUUACCAAGUUUAAGAUGUUCUCCAAAAAUGAUACUCUGCACUGCUUAAAGAUGCUUCUGUCAGACUUCUCUCAUCACCAUAUUGAAAUGGCAUGUACCCUGCUGGAAACCUGUGGAAGAUUCCUCUUUAGAUCACCAGAAUCUCACCUAAGAACCAGUGUUCUUUUGGAACAAAUGAUGAGGAAAAAACAAGCAAUGCAUCUUGAUGCACGCUAUGUUACAAUGGUAGAAAAUGCCUAUUACUACUGUAAUCCCCCUCCAGCUGAAAAAACUGUGAAGAAAAAACGUCCUCCUUUGCAGGAAUACAUCCGUAAGCUUCUUUACAAGGACCUCUCCAAGGUCACCACAGAGAAGGUCCUGAGACAGAUGCGCAAGCUGCCUUGGCAGGAUGCAGAAGUAAAAGACUAUGUUAUUUGCUGUAUGAUCAACAUCUGGAAUGUCAAAUAUAAUAGUAUUCACUGUGUAGCCAACCUCUUAGCAGGGUUGGUCCUUUACCAGGAAGAUGUCGGAAUUCAUGUUGUGGAUGGAGUGCUGGAGGAUAUUCGACUAGGAAUGGAGGUUAAUCAACCAAAGUUUAACCAACGGCGGAUCAGUAGUGCCAAGUUCUUGGGGGAACUGUACAACUACCGAAUGGUGGAGUCAGCUGUGAUAUUUAGAACUCUCUAUUCUUUCACAUCAUUUGGUGUGAACCCUGAUGGUAGUCCUAGUCCCCUGGACCCUCCAGAACAUCUCUUCAGAAUCAGACUUGUCUGUACUAUCCUCGAUACAUGUGGGCAAUAUUUUGACAGAGGAUCCAGCAAGCGGAAACUCGAUUGCUUCCUUGUAUAUUUUCAGCGGUAUGUGUGGUGGAAGAAAAGCCUGGAUGUCUGGACAAAAGACCAUCCUUUUCCUAUAGACAUAGACUAUAUGAUCAGUGAUACACUGGAACUGCUGAGACCAAAGAUAAAGCUCUGCAAUUCUCUGGAAGAAGCUGUCAGACAGGUGCAGGACUUGGAACGAGAAUUCCUAAUAAAAUUAGGAAUUGUGAAUGACAAAGAUUCCAAAGAUUCCAUCAAUGAAGGAGAGAAUCUGGAAGAGGAUGAAGAGGAGGAAGAAGGUGGAGCAGAGACAGAGGAACAAUCUGGAAAUGAAAGUGAAGUGAAUGAGCCAGAAGAAGAGGAGGGCUCUGACAAUGAGGAAGAAGAAGGUGAAGAAGAAGAGGAAGAAAACACGGAUUAUCUUACUGACUCCAACAAGGAAAAUGAAACUGAUGAGGAGAAUACAGAAGUAAUGAUUAAAGGAGGAGGACUGAAACAUGUUCCUUGUGCAGAGGAUGAAGACUUCAUUCAGGCAUUGGAUAAAAUGAUGCUGGAAAAUCUUCAGCAACGGAGUGGGGAAUCUGUCAAAGUCCAUCAGUUGGAUGUGGCUAUUCCCCUGCAUCUCAAAAGCCAGCUGAAGAAGGGUCCUCCACUUGGAGGUGGGGAAGGAGAGUCAGAGUCUGGAGACACGAUGCCGUUUGUCAUGUUAACACGGAAAGGCAACAAGCAGCAGUUUAAGAUCCUAAACGUACCGAUGUCUUCCCAACUUGCUGCAAACCACUGGAACCAACAGCAAGCGGAACAGGAGGAGAGAAUGAGGAUGAAAAAGCUCACGUUGGACAUCAAUGAAAGGCAAGAACAAGAGGACUACCAGGAAAUGCUGCAGUCUCUGGCCCAGCGUCCUGCUCCAGCCAACACUAACCGGGAGCGACGGCCUCGGUACCAACAUCCCAAGGGAGCACCUAAUGCAGAUCUAAUCUUUAAAACCGGUGGGAGGAGACGUUGAUGCAGCAGCCAGUGUCAUUCCAUUAGGUCCUGUAUCUCUGGUGUUGUGGAGUCCUCCAGCGAUUAAACGAGAGCAGUGGACACAUCUCAGCAUGUCAGUCUAGAGCGUUCAGAACCGAAACCUGGGACAGGCUGGGGCCGUGGGGCAGCAGCAGCAGCCUCCCCUCUCCCCCCCCACCCCCCAAAAAAGCUUUUUGUUACGGAACCACGUUGAGGGUUAAUCUUCUCACAGGAGCAGAAGUAAUGAAGAGAUGGUGACCUUGGCCCGCGAGCAGCUCGGUGAGAGCAGAGACCAACCUCAAGUUCAGACGGAUUACCCUGGGACGGGAAAGGUCUUUGACAGCUCAGUGUGAGGGGAAAAUAAAGUUCUGAACUCGCUGCAAGUUAACGUCAUCUCCGCACGGAGCUGUUGGUGUUGGAUGGAUGUUCUUUGGGGGCUGCAAACCUACAGUAGAAACAUGUAGAGCAAACGGCGAAAUCCAACAGAAAACCCUGAGGAGCUGAUAACUUACCAAACACUUCUUGGCAAAGACCUUUUUGCUUAAGGAAUAGCCUUUUGCUGCCAGAUGUGCAAGAAAGGGGGUGGGGAGGGGUGAAAAACUGAAGAGCCAA